ACCCCAAAAUGGAAUCUUCGUGUAUUAGCAAAUUACUCGGAUUCCGACAGAUUGCGCAGGAAAAGCUUCAGCAUAUCUUCUAUUCCAUACCAUCGGAAAAGGAUUUCAUCAUCGAACCGGCACUAAUCAAACCGCUGGAGCAUGUAUGCGGAGCAUCCUGGUUGAGGAAGAAAGGCAUCGAUAAGAUAUUUAAAUUCGACCCGAAAAAUCCACCCCCAAAGAGGAAACAAUUCGUUUACUUUAUCACCUCAAAUUUGCUUACAUUCAAAAGCGUAUUGGACCAAAUCAGUGGUUACCAGAGCCAAACGAGUAGCCUGAUGGAACCGGACAUACGUAACAAACAGUACCACGUGCUGGUGCUACCAACGGUGCUGGCCAGUUUCGAACACUUGCUGGAGGAAGAAGGUCUGCAUGGCGUGGUUGAGCUGUACAAUUUCCAGUGGGACUUUCUGCAGCUGGACGAAUCGAUCCUUAGCCUCGAGCUACCAAACGUGUUUGCCGAUGUAUUCGUACGCAAGGAUACAACACCGCUCGGUUCGAUCGCGCAAAGCAUACGCAUCUUUAAUCUCGUUAUGGGCAAACCACAUUUGGUUUUUAGCUUGGGAGAGAAUGCGGAGAAGAUACUGCAAAUGGUGCAGCGCAUGGAAUCCGACAAGCGGCAUGUAAUGGCUUCAUCCAGCGCGGGGAAAGACAACAGCAAAGCCGCACCAAAGGAAGCAAAGGAACCCGAGUAUGCGGCAAUGCUGAUACUGGACCGUGAUCGGGACUAUCCCGCCUGCUUGCUGACACCGGUCGUGUACUGUGGGCUACUGCUCGAAAUACAGAAUCUCAACUCCGGUUCGCUCUCGGUGGACGGCGAUAGUAACAAAAUCAAGCUCGGCAAACUGGCUUUUUUGCAACAACAGCAAGACCUAACGCAGCACGAGAACGCAUCGAAGCAGGAAGCUACUAGCUUACGCAUGAGCGGAACACAGGAUAUGAUCUAUCUCGAGCACAGAUAUCGCCACUUCUCCGAGGUCAUCAGCUUGCUUAGUGCGCAGGCCAAAACCCUCGGCUUGGAGGGGAAGGCAUACACGCGGGAAAUGAAGCUUCAAGAAAUGAAGGACUACGUCACGAACAAGCUGCCGAAGGUGGCUGCCGCCAAGAAGGAGCUGUUCAAACAUCUACGCCUGUGCGAGACGAUCGUGGAGGAAAUUGGAGCAAAUUUUGAGAAGCAUCAAAUGAUCGAGGAAAGCAUUCUAACCAACACGAACCGGAAGCAAAUAAUGAACUACAUUCUCGAGCUGUUAAGCAGCGAUGCGCACAAGUACAACACGUUGCGGCUGAUCUGUCUGUACCACGUUACGAUAGGGUUGACCGGGGAAGAUAUGACGAAGCUGAUGACCGCCUACCUAAACGCGUUCGGCUAUCGCUACCUUGCCGUAUUUUACAAUCUGUUCCAGGCGCGCCUGUUCCCGGACACAACGAAUCUCAGCAAAACGAAAAUCCUCUCGCAAAUCUCUAUUCCCACCAUGAAGACACCGUUUCAGAUUGAAGCGAACAAAUUAAAACAGUUGCCUACGGACGCGAACGAAUCCGUUCCGGGAACUGCCGGGAGUGACCGUGACGCAGGCCUAGCAGGUGUCGCAUCGGGUGGCAUCAAUGUGGGAGGAAAGGCCUGUUCCAGUUACGUAUUCAACGGUAAUUACAUUCCACUAAUAACACAGCUUACGCACAUGAUAUUUGCCGCCUCUAGCUUCGACCAGCUCAACACCAGAUUAGGCCACCUGGAACGGCUGAAGGUAUCGGGACGCGUACUGCAAGGAAGCAACCAACCGUCGGUUGACACGUUCGCUUCACCCAAAACGAUCAAGGAGCUGUCGGCCAGCAGCCAUAAAGCAGCGUUAAAUCAGCUGUUUCCGUUCCAGGAGAAAACGAUGUUCAUCUUCAUCGUUGGUGGAAUUACGUAUGCGGAGAUAGCUGCAUGCCACUUGCUCGAGCGCACGCUGGGGGCCAAAAUUGUGCUUUCUUCCGAUCGCAUCAUUGCAGGGCACGAUCUGAUAGAAAGUGCAGUAAAUUGUUAACAUAUUCCAAUACAGUUGUUAAAGUAGUUACGGAUUCCCUUUUUUUAAUUGUCAAGUGCCACAAGUAUCACUCUCUCUUCCCAGUGUUCGUAGGAUGCUUCUUAGUUGCAUAUUACGAUUAGAACCAGUUCGGACGUCCGAUGACAAACAAUUAGCAAAAACGCUGGAUGGUUAUGUACAACAAGAUAUUAUUUAACUAUUCUAUUUCGGUUUGUGUUCCAUGUGUUAUGAAUGAUGCUUUACAUACGCCCUCCUUUUAGGAUAACAGUAUGAAAAGCGAAUCUUUUUCGCUGGUAUAACUGCUAACUUGGUGUAUAUGGGGUAAUAGUUAUCGUAACAUUAGUUCCUUUUUUUCUAACUAUCUACUGCCAGAAGCAAGCGAUGAAACGAUAAAUUUUCCAUAGAAUAUUACAUCGGAAAUUGCAGCAUCAUGCAGCAAGCACAACAACAGCGACCGUUGUCAAUCUUGUCCUGCCUAGCCAUUACUAGCCCUGGUUAUCUAUGUAGCUAUGGAUUUGUUCCUGUGAAUACAACUUUAAGAUAUAGAUUCCGUGUGACUUCCACUUCCACUCUGGCCCAAUAGCACACAGCGUUUGAAUGGUAGCUCCGACAAC
Anopheles moucheti is the source of this 2677-nucleotide messenger RNA. It is a transcript of the gene Vps33B, whose product is annotated as vacuolar protein sorting-associated protein 33B. Lineage: Eukaryota; Metazoa; Arthropoda; Insecta; Diptera; Culicidae. The record is from RefSeq and is a predicted model, not a curated record. The transcript is spliced from 2 exons. Gene Ontology annotation, biological process: intracellular protein transport; vesicle-mediated transport. Gene Ontology annotation, cellular component: CORVET complex; lysosome. Bases 9 to 2063 code for a protein of 684 amino acids.